Messenger RNA from Suillus paluster, 987 nucleotides. RefSeq names its product cytochrome P450. Gene Ontology annotation, molecular function: heme binding; oxidoreductase activity, acting on paired donors, with incorporation or reduction of molecular oxygen; iron ion binding. Bases 1 to 987 code for a protein of 328 amino acids. Lineage: Eukaryota; Fungi; Basidiomycota; Agaricomycetes; Boletales; Suillaceae. The transcript has 6 exons. The record is from RefSeq and is a predicted model, not a curated record.
AUGGCUCGCAUCAAUCCCUGGCUCACCUUCACUGAGUGGGGUGAUAUCUCGCAUGUCGAGGUGCUCGGUCAGCACAUAAUUGUGCUGAAUUCCGUGAAGACUGCGAUGGAAAUGCUGGACAAGAAGAGCUCUGUGUACUCUGAUCGUCCUGUAUUUCCUACGGGUGGCGAACUUUGUGGUUGGAAACACUCUGUCUCUUCUCCCUUACGGCGACCGUUGGCGCUGGUCCCGCAAGAACUUGCACCACGCUGUUGGCACUCGCGCCGCCCGGGUACUUGCGAACCCACACGAACUCUAGGCACAUAUUUGACAGUAUGGGUUAUUCAUUCUAAUAUUCGCUUGAUCCCAAAUCCUUAUAAAACCGUUGGCGCUAUCAUUCUGCGUAUAUCUCAUGGCUAUGAAGUGAAGGAAAACGAUGAUCCCUUCGUAGACCUUGCAUACCGCGCUCUGGACCAACUCUCGCAGUCCGUUGCUCCCAGUGCCUUCAUGGUCAACAGCAUGUCAUCAUUGGCCAAGGUCCCCGAGUGGUUCCCUGGUGCUGACUUCAAACGCACGACCUGUGAAUGGUGCGAGACUGUAGAAGAGAUAGCCGCUGCACCCUACAAAUUCGUCAAGGAGCAGAUGGCUGCUGGAAUUGCCCCGAACUCUUUCACCUCAAAUCUGUUGGAAUGUCGUACUUUAUCUGCGGAAGAUCACGUUGUGAAAUGGUCUGCUUUAUCUUUAUACGCCGGUGGGGCAGACACGACUAUUUCUUCAGUCUACUCACUUUUCUUGGCUAUGGCACUUUUCCCUGAUGCGCAGAAGAAGGCUCAGGCUGAAAUCGAUGCUGUAGGAAAGAUAGGGAAAGCUUCAAAUUGUCAACGUAAAGAGGCUCUCUCAGAUGAAGCAAAGCCUUAUCGAUCACGAAUGGUGGGCGAUACUGCUGCACAGAGACCCCUCACGCGAGGCAGCGCCAUUGACAUGGGAACGAGUGUUAGUGGGGCAUAA